Cooperia oncophora is the source of this 1080-nucleotide messenger RNA. Lineage: Eukaryota; Metazoa; Nematoda; Chromadorea; Rhabditida; Trichostrongylidae. The record is from the annotation of a GenBank genome assembly.
AUGACAUGUGAGGAAAGCAUACAUGACAAUAAAGAUGUAUUUUUCUAUCAGGCUGACGACGAUCACUAUGUUCCUCGUGCCGUUUUGGUUGAUCUGGAGCCGAGAGUGAUCAAUGGGAUCAUGACGAGCGAGAAUUUCAGCAGACUUUUCAAUCCCGAUAACAUCUAUAUGUCGGCGCAUGGAGGCGGUGCUGGCAAUAAUUGGGCUAGUGGUUAUGGGCAAGGCGGAGAAGUGUACGAACAAAUAAUGGAUAUCAUUGAACGUGAAUCAGAAAAUAGUGAUCAGAUGGAUGGGUUUCUGUUCACUCAUUCUGUGUCAGGUGGAACUGGAUCCGGUAUGGGAUCGCUUAUUUUAGAGAAAAUACGGGAUAGGUUCCCAAAAAAGGUCAUCCAGACAUAUUCAGUGUUUGCGAAUCACGAGGACACCAGUGAUGUCAUCGUUCACCCAUACAAUUCUGUAUUGUCAAUGGAAAGGUUAAUCGAUUUCCCAGGUCAGGAGUUUGACUAUGUGAUUAAUCAUGUCGUUGUUAUCGACAAUGCAGCAUUGAACCGACUGGCCGCUGGGAAGUUCGAAACCCAACAGCCGACGUUCGACCAUAUCAACUCACUGGUGACUCGUAUAAUGUCGACAUCAACUGCGAUGUUUCGCUUCGACUCUCACGUUCUGAGAUCGAUAUGUUCUGUGACACUGUCUCCUGUACAACCGCUGCAUUUUAUACAAUCAGGGUUUUCCCCUGUAGUGGAUCCUAAUGAGUCGUUCACAAGGAAAACGUCGGUGGUGGACGUUGUUCGGAAUCUUCUAAAGCCGACCUCUAUGAUGGUUUCCACGGCAAGCAUGACACGACCAAGUCAUUGUAUGCUGUCAGCUUUCUUGUUCCUUCAAGGACAAAUCACCUCUACCGAUGUAAACACUGUCGCCUUAUCGGGCCAUGUAUCGGGCUUGAUGCUGAAUAACAACACGAGCAUAGCGGGCCGUGUAUGCGAAACGAAUUUCUUCAACAAUUUGCUCGCCUUCGCAGCAAAAAUGCGUUUAUCGAUAGGAGGGUUUCUCAGUCGAUAUGAUGGAGCCGCUCCAGGCUGA